UCUUACCCAAAAAGAAACCCAAUACAAGUUAAGGGCCCAAAUACUUCAAAAGGCCGUAAAACUGAACAGAGCCCAAAUAUUUUUUCAAAACAGAAUAUAUAUAUUUCAAUUCAACACAAAAACCCUAAGGCAUCUAUCAGCAGCUGCAGGAGAUUAGCAAUAUCGCCGGCAGCCAUGGUGAAGUAUUCCAAUGAAUCAGCUAACCCUACCAAAUCUUGCAAAGCUAGGGGUUCGGCUCUCAGAGUCCAUUUCAAGAAUACUAGAGAAACAGCGCACGCCCUUAGGAAGAUGCCUUUGAACAAGGCAAAGAGCUACUUGGAGGAUGUUCUUGUGCACAAACAAGCCAUCCCCUUCACACGCUUUUGUCGUGGUGUUGGACGUACUGCUCAGGUUAAGGAUCGUCACUCAAAUGGACAAGGACGUUGGCCUGUCAAGUCUGCAAAGAUUAUUCUAGAUUUACUCAAGAAUGCCGAGAGUAAUGCUGAAGUUAAAGGCUUGGAUGUGGAUUCACUUUACAUAACUCACAUCCAAGUAAACCAAGCUCAGAAGCAGAGGCGUCGUACAUACCGUGCUCAUGGAAGAAUCAAUCCUUAUAUGUCACAUCCAUGCAAUAUCGAGCUGGUGUUGUCUGAAAAGGAAGAAUCUGUUAAGAAAGAGCCUGAGACUCAAUUGGCCCCCAGAAAGACAAAAGCAUCUUCUUGAGAGGAGGAUUGAAUCCCUGAAUUUUUGGAAGUAUAAUUUCAAUAUUCCUAUAGACUUGGUGUCAGAAGAAUCUAGUGCUAUUUCAAACAUUUCUUCAUAGGAAUUGGUUUUAUGUAAUUUUACUGUUUUGGAGUUUAAAUUGGGUUGUGCUUUUGAAGCAUUUUUCCAAGAAAUUUUCGAGUUCUAUAUUGUGAUCUUGCCUUUUCUAAGAUUGAAUUGGGAUAUUUAUAGUGUUCUGAUUGUGACA
Molecule: messenger RNA, 949 nt
Organism: Capsicum annuum
Lineage: Eukaryota; Viridiplantae; Streptophyta; Magnoliopsida; Solanales; Solanaceae
Product: 60S ribosomal protein L17-1
Exons: 7
Coding region: 175-702 (175 amino acids)
Biological process (GO): cytoplasmic translation
Cellular component (GO): cytosolic large ribosomal subunit; ribosome
Molecular function (GO): structural constituent of ribosome
Source: RefSeq, a predicted model, not a curated record